Messenger RNA from Coffea eugenioides, 3444 nucleotides. Its product is annotated as receptor protein kinase TMK1-like. NCBI's taxonomy places the organism in Eukaryota, Viridiplantae, Streptophyta, Magnoliopsida, Gentianales, Rubiaceae. The coding region runs from base 328 to 3228 and encodes 966 amino acids. Gene Ontology annotation, biological process: protein phosphorylation. The record is from RefSeq and is a predicted model, not a curated record. The transcript has 2 exons. Gene Ontology annotation, molecular function: ATP binding; protein binding; protein kinase activity.
GGAAGAGAAAAGGCAAAAGAGAACUCAGAUUUCUACUCUUCUUUAGGCAUUGAUCUAAUUCUCAAGGGAUUGUAAACCCUAAAGCUUGAGGAAAUCUUCCCAAAAACCCCUCUCUCUUUCCUCCAUCCCACAUUUUCUGAUCUGGGCUUCCACCAUCUUUCCCCUGAAGAAAUACCAAAACCCAAGAACUCUUUUUUGUUUGCUACCCAAAAUUGCACCUUUUUAGCAUUUUCUUCAUUUUUCACCUGGGGUUUUCUUGUUUUAAGCAAGGAAAGGAAAAAAAUGGGAUGGUAUGACAAACUUGUUAUGAUGCAAGGAUAGUUAGAUAUGGUCCAUAUGGAAAUGGGUGCUGAUCAAAAGAAAGUUCACAUUUUUUUAGCCAUUAUACUUCCAACCCUUUUCUUCAAUGUGGUUUUAGGCACAACAAACCAGGAUGAUUUCAAGAUUUUGGAUGAUUUCAGGAAUGGUUUGGACAAUGCAGAUCUUCUGAAAUGGCCUGCAAAAGGGAAUGACCCUUGUGGCCCUCCUGCAUGGCCUCAUGUGUUCUGUUCUGGGGGUAGAGUUACACAAAUUCAAGUCCAGAACAUGGGUUUAAGUGGAACUUUACCUCAGAACUUGAACCAGUUAGCUAAGUUGCAAAAUGUUGGCCUCCAGAAGAAUAAUUUCAAGGGAAAGUUGCCAAGUUUUAGUGGAUUAUCUGACUUGCAAUUUGCAUACUUGGAUAACAAUAAAUUUGAUACAAUCCCUUCGGAUUUCUUUCAUGGGCUAGGUAGUGUUCGUGUUUUAGCACUGGAUCAAAAUCCGUUCAAUGCUAGCACUGGGUGGAGUAUUCCUCCUGAGCUGCAGGAGUCUGCUCAGUUGACAAAUUUUUCAUGCUCAACUUGCAAUAUUGCUGGACCAUUGCCCGAUUUUUGGGGUAAAUUAGCAUCUUUGAGUGCUUUGAAACUGUCAUAUAACAACUUAUCCGGUCAGAUACCUCCUAGUUUUGGUGGUUCAAAUUUGCAGAUUCUUUGGUUGAAUGAUCAGGAUGGUGGUGGAAUGACUGGCUCCAUUACUGUGAUUGCAAGCAUGGUCGGUCUAUCUCAGGUAUGGCUUCAUGGAAAUCAAUUUACAGGGUCAAUUCCAGAUAAUAUUGGGGAUUUAACUUCAUUGAGAGACCUGAACCUGAAUGGAAAUCAUCUUGUUGGUUUAAUUCCUCAGAGCUUGGCUAGUAUGAGUCUACAGUCUUUAGAUUUGAACAAUAAUAUGCUUAUGGGUCCUAUUCCUAAAUUUGAAGCUGCAAAUUUUACCUAUAGUUCAAAUUCCUUUUGUCAAUCAAAUCCUGGUGAGUUAUGCGCUCCUGAAGUGAAUGCCCUUUUGGAAUUUCUUCAUGGCUUGAACUAUCCAGCUAAUCUUGCUUCUGGCUGGACGGGGAAUGAUCCAUGUAAGGAACCCUGGUGGGGAAUCACUUGUAAUCCACAGGGUCAUGUUUCUGUUAUAAAUCUACAGAAUCUUAAGCUUAAUGGUACACUUAGUCCUUCGCUUGCCAACUUAAGUUCAUUACUUGAGAUUCACUUGGCUGGAAAUAAUUUACAUGGUCUUGUUCCUUCAAAUUUAACUCAAUUGAAGAAUUUGAGAUUGUUGGAUAUAACUGACAAUAACUUUGGUUCACCAUUGCCAAAAUUCGGUGAUGGUGUGAAAGUGAUGAUUAAUGGUAAUCCUGGAUUGGUUCCUGGUAAAAAACCUAGACCAUCUCCUCCACCAACAGACAGCCCUCCUUCCCCAUCUGGUGAUAAUCAACAGCCAUCAUCAGAUAAUCCACCUUCCCCUUCUCGAGGCUCAACCGCUAGAUCUCCUAGUGCUGGGAAUGAGCAAAAUAAACCACAAGGUCCUCAAAGAUCCAAUCUAGAUUUAGUUGUGGGAGUCACAGCAGGUUCUAUUAUUUCUGUUCUUUUAUCAAUUGCUUUGGGUAUCUACUGCAUCAAAAAGAGGAAAGGCACCAAAGUUGUUACUGGUGGCAUCGUUGUCCACCCUAAGGAUCCAUCUCAAUCAGAUGACAUCAUCAAGGUCACAGUCUCUGAUCAUACUGGUCACUCUCUGACUGAAAGCAGUCCUAAAAGUAAGCAUAGUGCUGGAGUAGAAAAUGCUCAUAUUAUUGAGGAUGGAAACCUUAGAUUCUCAGUUCAGAUCCUUCGUAGUGGGACUAAAAAUUUUGCUGAAGAGAAUGAGCUGGGUCGCGGAGGUUUUGGAGCAGUUUACAAAGGGGUACUAGAAGAUGGAACUCAUAUAGCAGUGAAGAGAAUGGAAGCUGGGACAAUUACCAGCAAGGCUUUGGAGGAAUUCCAGGCAGAAAUUGAAGUUCUCUCCAAGGUCCGGCAUCGUCAUCUGGUUUCCCUUCUCGGUUACUCUAUUGAAGGAAAUGAGAGGCUACUUGUUUAUGAAUAUAUGAAUCAAGGGGCUCUAAGUAGACAUCUCUUUCGGAGGAAGAACCUGAACCUAGAACCUUUAUCAUGGACAAGAAGGUUAUCUAUUGCUUUAGACGUUGCAAGAGGUGUGGAAUAUCUACAUAGUUUGGCUCACAGAAGCUUCAUUCAUCGAGAUCUCAAAUCAGCAAAUAUUCUCUUGGAUGGUUGUUUUAGGGCAAAAGUUGCUGAUUUUGGAUUGGUGAAGCUGGCUCCUGACAGAGAGAUGUCUGUUGCAACGAAGCUUGCAGGAACAUUUGGAUACCUUGCACCCGAGUAUGCUGUCACAGGGAAAAUCACAACUAAAGUUGAUGUCUUCAGCUUUGGGGUGGUGUUGAUGGAACUAUUGACAGGCUUAGUAGCACUUGAUGAGCAACGCUCAGAGGAAAAUCGAUACUUGGCCGAGUGGUUUUGGCAAAUAAAGUCAGACAAAGAAAAGUUUAUUGCUUCUUUGGAUCCAGCUCUUGAUAUGAAAGGAGAUAUUGACAAUAGCGUCUUCACUGUAGCAGAGCUGGCUGGACAUUGCACUGCAAGAGAUCCAAAUCAUCGCCCUGAAAUGGGGCAUGCAGUUAAUGUGCUAUCUCCACUUGUUGAGACAUGGACGCCCGUUGAAGACACAGACGAACAUGGGGGCAUUGAUUACAGUUUACCUCUUCCUCAGAUGUUGAAGGGGUGGCAAGAAGAAGAAACGAAAGAUUUUACUGGUUCUAGUCAAGAUAGCAAGGGAAGUAUUCCGGCUAAACCAGCUGGAUUUGCAGAUUCAUUUACUAGCACCGAUGCGCGCUAGUCAAGGAUAGCUACUAGCUGCAAAUCUUUAUUUGGUUUCUCCUCCAAAUAAGGUGCUUGCACCUUCUAUGUUAAUAUUGGUAAGCAACCUGUUUUUCAUGUAGAUACGCAGAGAAAUCCAUACGCUAUGUUCAAAUUUUCUUUUAAUUUGAACAAUACAUUAUCUUGAAAGUUUUCAUUCAGGUGGUGUCAAGUUUCAACUUGCAAUUGUUGUUUC